Coniophora puteana RWD-64-598 SS2 is the source of this 594-nucleotide messenger RNA. RefSeq lists its product as uncharacterized. The record is from RefSeq and is a predicted model, not a curated record. The transcript has 7 exons. NCBI's taxonomy places the organism in Eukaryota, Fungi, Basidiomycota, Agaricomycetes, Boletales, Coniophoraceae. The coding region runs from base 1 to 594 and encodes 197 amino acids.
AUGUUCGCCAAGUCACUCGUUCCGUUCAACGUUGCACUAGUUGCCCUGGUGGCAGUCUGGGCAGUAGAACCAGUUCUAGGUCGCGCCGUGGCUCCUACCCCCGUACCGGAGAUGAAGCGCGACUGGCAAUCUUACGGCGAAAGCUUGGGAUCUUGGGGCGAGUCCGUCGGAAGUAGCUGGGCAUCUGUCGGCUCCGUGAUCGGCAACAGCUAUGCGUCAGAAGGCAACUCCAUUGGAAGUAGCUGGGCAUCUGUCGGCUCCGUCGUGGGCAAUAGCUAUGCGUCAGAAGGUUACUCCAUUGGCUUAUCCGACGCGUCAACCUGGCUUAAGAGCCACAGCCUUCAGGGUACCGUCACAAGCGUUGGCAGCCAACUUGCUACCGUUAUCACCUCGGCUGGUGGAUCAGCAAUCACUCUUGCCGCCUCUGGCUCUCCUGGAUCCCUCAUGACCGUUGGAGGAGCUACAGUUACCGUGCUCGCUGCCAGUCCAACUUCGAACGCAGCCACUUCUAUGUCUAACGCCGCGGGCUCCCCGCUCUACAUGGCAGCCCUAAGCAUUGUCGGUGGUGCGGCGAUGGGUGCUCUGUUACUCUGA